This is a messenger RNA of Notothenia coriiceps (black rockcod), 1109 nucleotides long. Its product is annotated as calmodulin-regulated spectrin-associated protein 2-like. NCBI's taxonomy places the organism in Eukaryota, Metazoa, Chordata, Actinopteri, Perciformes, Nototheniidae. Gene Ontology annotation, cellular component: microtubule minus-end. Gene Ontology annotation, biological process: cytoplasmic microtubule organization; negative regulation of microtubule depolymerization. Gene Ontology annotation, molecular function: microtubule minus-end binding; calmodulin binding. The transcript has 5 exons. The coding region runs from base 495 to 1109 and encodes 204 amino acids. The record is from RefSeq and is a predicted model, not a curated record.
GCCGCAGGAAAGCGCAGAGAAGACGCCGCGGAAAAAGAUAGGAAGGAGGGAGAGGGGAAAACAGUUAGAAAACAGAAGAAAUAACAACAUGGAGACUAACAGCGUGGUUAGUUCCUGUGUGAAACUGUCCGCUGGUGUUGGUCUGUAGCUCUCCUCCUUUGACGCACAGCUGCUCCGUUAUUUCGGACAAUCUGAGGAGAAAAACGUCAGAGAAUGGGGGAAAUCUUCAGAAAUCCUGCUGCUAAACUGCGCCGUGCUGUCUAAAUAUCUUCUAAACUGGGGAUGGUGCUGCUGUAAACGAGGAGCGCCCCAAAACUCGUCGUGAUCUCCAACCCAGGCCACGCUCAAAGUUUUUUUUUCUUCCAUUUUUGUCAGCUGAAGGGGAAAUUUUUGCUGCAUUGAAUUCCUCUGGACGGGAUGUCAUCCGCAGUCAGGACGAAUUCCUCUGGCUGACUGAUCCUACAGUGUAGCAGGGCUCCAGAGAGAGAGAGAAGAUGGGAGAUGCGACAGAUGACAGAGGGAUGAGGAGGACCUUCAUCGUCCCUGCCAUCAAGAGCUUCGAUCACUACGACUUCACCAGGGCCAAGAUCUCCUGCAGCCUGACGUGGCUGGUGGCCAAGGCGUUCGGCUCGGACGCAGUCCCAGAGGACCUGGUGGAGCCUCUCUACAGGGACCAGUACAAGCAGGAGCACCUGAAGCCUCCGGUGGCCUGCCUGCUGCAGUCCGCUGAGCUCUACUGCCGGGCGGGGAGCCUGAUCCUCCGCAGUGAUGCUGUCAAACCGUUACUGGGACACAACGCUGUCAUCCAGGCCCUGGCUCAGAAAGGCCUGUACGUCACUGACCAGGACCGCCUGGUCACAGAGAGAGACCUGACCAGCACGCCCAUACACAUGAGUUCCCACCUGGCCCUCAUUGAUACCCUGAUGAUGGCGUACACUGUGGAGAUGGUGAGUGUGGAGAGGGUGAUGUCGUGCAUCAACAGGUACUCCUCCGCCGACCUCUCACACGGUGACGGACACAUUCAGGAGCUGCCGUAUGACACAGAGGACGCUAUCGCCACCUGGAUCAACAAGUCCACAGAUACACAGUUUCCGAUUGCCGGUACCUGA